AUGGACUCAAAUGAAUUGGUUAUAAAAUCGUCAAAACGCGACGGUCGACGGACUAUCCGCUCACCGCGACGGAGUGUUCAAAGAAACCAAGGCUUUGGGCGAAAAUCGCUGUCCUCAGCGGUCGACGGAGUAUCUGCUCAUCGUGACGGAGUGUUCAAAGAAACCAAGGCUUUAGUCAAUUGUUGGAAGGACAAAGAGAACGAUUCAUCUGAAACCGAAAAAGACUGCAAAGAAAUUUCUGUAAUUUAUCGUUGGAAUGUGUGGGAAAACAAAUGCCAACGUACAGUUUUUGGAGCUUGUAAACCAUCCAGAAACGUAUUUUAUUCGCUAGAGGCUUGCGAAGAAGUUGCUAAACUAAAUGUCAUCAAUCAAGCAGAUAAAGCAACAUUGUGCAGGUUCGGUGAAGAAGAAGAUAAAAAUAAUCCACUUCACGUGUCAGUGUGA
Molecule: messenger RNA, 444 nt
Organism: Psylliodes chrysocephalus
Lineage: Eukaryota; Metazoa; Arthropoda; Insecta; Coleoptera; Chrysomelidae
Source: the annotation of a GenBank genome assembly